This is a messenger RNA of Ictalurus punctatus (channel catfish), 1698 nucleotides long. Its product is annotated as exo/endonuclease G. Gene Ontology annotation, biological process: apoptotic DNA fragmentation. Gene Ontology annotation, molecular function: 5'-3' exonuclease activity; nucleic acid binding; single-stranded DNA endonuclease activity. The transcript has 6 exons. Bases 114 to 1172 code for a protein of 352 amino acids. Gene Ontology annotation, cellular component: nucleus; mitochondrial inner membrane. The record is from RefSeq and is a predicted model, not a curated record. Lineage: Eukaryota; Metazoa; Chordata; Actinopteri; Siluriformes; Ictaluridae.
UUGACGCCACAAGAUGGCGAUGUAAGGAAAUCCGUCUCCUCGGUCAAACAUAGAGCAAGUUAGCUCGGGAACAAAACAAAAAAAGCGCAAUUUCACUUCAUAUUUAGUAGAGAAUGGCCUCUGGUUUUAAGUUUGUGCGGUUUUUUGGUGGUUUUGUGUGUGGAGUUACUGUCAGUACUGGCGCUUGCGUGGCAGCAGUGAAACUGUAUCUUCGACCUGAAGAGUCCACUCAGGAGAAAGAGAGUACAGCACAGAGAUUCAUUAAGCUCUAUGGGCUCCCUGAGGAUGGUGCUGAGGCCAGAUACUACACCAACCACAUUUUGUCAUACGAUCAGAGCCGAAGGACACCGAGAUGGGUGGCUGAACACCUGUCUGAUGAAAAACUACUUGGAAAAGCGGACAGAAAGCACUGCAAAUUCAAGCCAGACCCUGACGUCCCUGAGCUGUUCACAGCACACAAUGAAGACUACCUCGGCAGCGGCUGGUCUCGAGGACACAUGGCACCAGCUGGCGACAAUAAAUUUUCAGAGCAAUCGAUGGUGGAGACCUUCUAUCUGUCUAAUAUCAUCCCACAGAAUUAUGAAAACAAUGCCGGUUUCUGGAACAGGUUGGAGAUGUAUUGCAGAGAGCUGACAGAGAGGUUCAGAGAUGUGUGGGUAAUUUCAGGACCUCUUACUCUUCCAUACGUAGGAGAGGAUAAAAAGAAAACCGUCUCUUAUCAGCUGAUUGGAAAAGACGACGUGGCCGUACCCACUCAUCUUUACAAAGUGAUCCUUGCGAGGAAAGAUCAUUCAUCUGAUGUGCUGGCUCUCGGCGCCUUUGUAGUGCCGAAUGCUCCUGUCGGUUUCGAGCAUCAGCUGAAGGAGUACCAGGUGAGCCUCACACAGCUGGAGAGAAUGUCAGGCCUGACCUUCUUCCCUAAACUUGACAAGAGCCAGAGUGUGAAGAACCUUUGCCUGUUGGACUCCUGUGAGCUCAUGGACUUUAAACAUUUCACGCUGUACAUUACUGGCCGUAAGGUGAGGGGUGUCAAGUCCUUGGGGAAGCUGGAGAAGAUCAUGGUGGAGCUCAAGGAAGCCGGUAUCACUCCAGAUGAAUACUUGACUAAAUUGUAUUUUGAGAAGAAACAAGAACUCUUACAAAAGGAAAGCCAACAGGUCAAACGAGGAUAACGACUUUUUGAAUUGCUGUGUCAUGGUCCAAUGUCAAAGAAUUUUUAUGUGGCAUUCUUUAUCAGUGUUUAUGGAUGAUGAGAUUUUAGGCUCUCCUUUUAACCAUGUUUGAAAGCUUUUACUGUUAAAAAGCAUAAAAAAUCAAACUAUUGAAACUUGAAUCAUGUUCUCAGGGAAUAAUGAUGAAUAUGUUAGAAAAUCAUUCACUUCUUGUCUCAUUUGUCUGUUCAGUUUUGACGUAGGACUGUUAAUUUCUUCAACUGUGGUACAUUGGCCAGUUUUUUGGUCUAUAUGUUUGUUAAAGUGCUUGUUUGAAACAUUUAAGUAUGCUCUUUUGAGUUCUUUAUUAUAUAUUAGCAGUUUUUGCCAUUUUCAUACUGCAGAGGAAAUGGAGAAGUGGGUCAGCUGUUAAGUUCUGUUAGUGACUGAAAGCAGAACCUGUUCUCAACCCUCCAUCUCAUUCUUUUAAUAAAGGUGCCCAGUUUGGCUGUCAUCAACAAAAAAAUCAAAUAAAUGACAAAUUCUA